UUUUGUGCGUCUACCAAUUAAUAUGCACGUUAACUUCGUUAAACGAUUCAUUUUAGAUCAGAGUACAGUGUACCGAAGCGUCUGCAUAGGUCUGGUUCUGGCUUUUCCUCAGUGAUGACAAUAGCCACAGAGCACCAUCCUCGCUACAACUUGGCAACUCUUCGCUGAAUGGAUUUGCUCCGAGACGGAGAGGUUUUUAUCCAUGUUCCCUGACUUCAGCAUGAACAAGACCUAAAAUGAAGGAAUUGUAAGAGAGGUUGGAUAAUUUUGGAUAUUAACCAGGUAAAGAGUUCUCCGCCACGAUGGAUUAAUUGCAGAGUUUUAAAUUGCGUUCUUUGUAGACUUCGAGUUGUAAUAACCGAAAAUGUGGAUCUUGGCCAUCUCAAGCAAUACAAUUUCAUAACAAGAAGGGGAAACAACUAUUCUUCAUGAAAGAGGAUUAAACGUCUUUGUAUUUCUUUUCAAGAUAAAGCAUAGAAAAGACAAAAGACACAAACACUAUCUAAAUAUACAUACUCUUUACUACAACUAUGGAGCACACGGGCAUUGAAGAAGUGAACCAGACCCACCAGCAACACGAGCCCAUCAGUUUUGGAAUAGAUCAGAUUCUGAACAGUUCGGACCAACCCAGCAGCUGCAUGCUUCCGAACCGAACCAGCGACCCGGAUUACCAGCUGGCGCCGAACGUUUACUCAAAUGGGUACAACAGUGUAUACAAUCCGGCCUGCUCCAUGGCAGCCGGGUUGGCGGGCUCCUAUAACGUGAACAUGAACAUGAAUGUUAGCAUGAAUAUGAACGUUAACGUGAAUUCAGGGAACGCUGGCGGUGUCAUCCGCGUCCCGGCCCACAGACCCAUGCCACCAGCGCCUCAUCCACCUCCCCCGACCCAUCCACCCGGUAUUGCGGCCGGGAUACCGACGGUACCAAACAUGGGAAACCCGGCCAAUUUUACCUUCCCCUGGAUGGAAAGCAGUAGGAGGUUUGCGAAAGACAGACUUACGGCAGCCCUCUCUCCAUUCUCUGUGACUCGGAGGAUCGGACACCCUUACCAGAACCGCACGCCCCCCAAGAGGAAAAAGCCCCGCACGUCCUUCAGCCGCGUCCAGAUCUGCGAGCUGGAGAAGCGCUUCCACCGGCAGAAGUACCUGGCGUCCGCCGAACGAGCCACGCUGGCCAAGGCCCUCAAGAUGACAGACGCUCAGGUCAAGACCUGGUUUCAGAACAGGAGAACUAAAUGGAGGAGACAGACGGCGGAGGAGCGCGAGGCCGAGAGGCAGCAGGCCAAUCGUCUGAUGAUGCAGCUUCAGCAGGAGGCCUUUCAGAAGACCCUGAGUCAGCCGCUGCAGCCGGACCCCCUGUGUCUGCACAACUCCUCAUUGUACGCGCUACAGAACUUACAGCCAUGGGCUGAGGACAACAAGGUGACCUCCGUCACCUCAGUAGCGUCGGUAGUCUGAGCACAGGCGUGUGGGUGUGCGCGUGUGUGUGUGCGUGUGUGUGUGCGUGCAUGUGUGUGUGUUUGUGGGAGAGAGAGAGAAGGGCUGUUUUAUGGGAAAGGGAAGCAGUUUGUAAACAGGACACAUUAGGGAGAUCGGAUGCCAACUGGAAUAAAAUAAUUGAGGCUUCAUUGGUUUACUCGCAAAAAAUCAUUUGAUGAAACCAAGCCUCCAGCUAUAGGUUAAGUGCUUAUUAUGAAGGACUGGGCUGGAGGCUUUUUGUAUAAUCUGGUUGUUCCUUACGUGUGUUGCCUUGUUUUCGCUGGGUCCAAGCGAACAGGCAGUACAGGAUAUUCAGUUUCCCACUGUUCUUCCUCAAUGUAAUGAACCAAACUUGAACUGGUUUGCAGAGCUACAAGGGAUUGCGCCCAAGUCAAAUCCUUGACUGAACGUUUUUUUAUGAUUGUUGUUUUUUGUUUGUUUGUUUGUUUUUUGACACAACUGUGUUCAAAUACUUUAAAUCUCACCGGAUAUACUUAUAGCCUUAGCGUGAAAUGACUGUUGACACAGUGACUUAAGCCAAAAGUAAACACUCCGUGACCGUGUUAAAAUGUCAGUUAAUUGGUCUUGAUACUCCCACAGGAUAUGUCAAGUUUUUUUUUCAUUCCUUACGCUACCUUUCCACUUUCCCCUCAGCUGACCGUCUAACAGAGGGUGGAUCUACAGUUUGUCUUCACCACCUGUCAAAAUGGAUGGAUGGAUUCUUCCCCAUCCAGAGCGUCCUGCUGACUGUCUACGUGCCGUGAGGCAUCAACAAGACACUGACUCAGCCACUGACUCGUUUGUUCUUGUGUAUUUUGCUUUGACUUUGUAUAGAGAGAGUGAGAGAGAGAAGGGAAAAAAACAGACCUGAACAUGAUGCAUGCUCCAGACGUUUCCGCUUGUGAACGGGAAUCAAAGUUGAUGAAGGUUGAAAGACCUUCUGAACUGCAGUCCACAAAACAGUUAUGGUUUCUUUCUCCUGACUCUUGAGUCUACAUAAUAUACAUUUAAAGGUGUUUUAUAAUAAUUAAACAUACUUGUGAUUUUUUGAAAA
Messenger RNA from Sardina pilchardus (European sardine), 2532 nucleotides. It is a transcript of the gene tlx2, whose product is annotated as T cell leukemia homeobox 2. The transcript is spliced from 3 exons. The record is from RefSeq and is a predicted model, not a curated record. Lineage: Eukaryota; Metazoa; Chordata; Actinopteri; Clupeiformes; Clupeidae. Gene Ontology annotation, biological process: animal organ development; regulation of transcription by RNA polymerase II. Gene Ontology annotation, cellular component: nucleus. Gene Ontology annotation, molecular function: DNA-binding transcription factor activity, RNA polymerase II-specific; RNA polymerase II cis-regulatory region sequence-specific DNA binding. Bases 531 to 1457 code for a protein of 308 amino acids.